AUGGAUUUUGUUGAGGUAAAAGGAGUAGCAAGGAAUGGUUUAACGAUGGAAUGGAUCAAACUUAAGACUAUUGGCAAAGAUUCCUUUUCACUUCGAAAGGAACAACAUAUCCUUAAAGAAUUUGUUGGUUGUCGUAAUAUUGUUCCAUGCUUUGGUGAUAUGUUGAGCACUGAUCAAGAAGGGGCGCUGAGAAUGCUGGUUGAAGGGAUUCAAGAUAUUCAUGAGAGAGACUAUGUUCAUUGUGAUCUCAUGCCAAAAAAUAUCCUUGUUUAUUCUUCUGAUUACCAUAUCUCGAUUUCUUCCAAAUCACAACAUGGUUCCCUUAGCAAUCUAAAGAUUGCUAAUUUUGGUUUGGCUAAGCAACUUGGAGAAAGAGAUAUGCCAGAUCAGGUAGAACCUUGGAUGCCAAAUUUUCCAAGUAUAACACUUUACAUGCCAUCAGAAUAUGUUAAAGAAAGGAAAAUCAGUGCUUCGAUAGAUAUAUGGUCUUUAAGGUGUAUUAUUCUUGAGAUGAUCAUUGGAAAACUACCAUGGGGAUAUCAAAACUUGAGAGACUUGAAGAUCAAGUUUAGAUUUUCAAGGGAUUGCCCAAAAAUACCCGACAACAUGUCAAAUGCAAGGAAAGAUUUAUUGAUGAAGUGUUUUGCAAGGGAUCCUAUCGAAAGGUGGAUCGUUGAUAUGCUGUUAUGUCAUCUUCUUCUCAUUUCAAACUGCACUUCAUCAUUGCCAUCUCAAACAAACUCUUUUCAACAUGCACAAUGUGAUGGUUAUUUUCCUUCCAUUAAACAAAUUUUGGCAACGUGCCUAGCUAUUAAUUAA
Messenger RNA from Theobroma cacao (cacao), 819 nucleotides. RefSeq names its product mitogen-activated protein kinase kinase kinase 20-like. Gene Ontology annotation, biological process: protein phosphorylation; signal transduction. Gene Ontology annotation, molecular function: protein kinase activity; ATP binding. NCBI's taxonomy places the organism in Eukaryota, Viridiplantae, Streptophyta, Magnoliopsida, Malvales, Malvaceae. The record is from RefSeq and is a predicted model, not a curated record.